AGAGUAGCCCAGAAGAUUGUUCGAGUUGUAUUAAUUUAUCAUAGUUUGUGAUGGAAGGCAAAAUCCAAACAAAUCAUGGCAAAGACCACACUUGCAGUAAUACGCCAAGCAAUAGAGAAACGCUGUAUGGGAGAAUUAUGUCUAAGGAAUUAAACUCACAUGAUGAAGAGAGUUCUGCAGAACUUAAGGAUGCUGUUGUUGAGACAUGUAGCAAAGGAGGAAGUGAAGCAGAUAAAAGUGAUAAGAACUUCUCAGUUGUCAGUUACAACUGUAGAGAUGAUGGCAAAAAUAUCAAUAGAGAAUCUGCCAACCCAUACUGGGUGACAAACAAAUCUUACUGCUGUGUAGUAUGCAAGAAAUGCUUUAAAUCUAAUUUAGAGCUUCUUAGACAUGAGUUGAUACAUACAGGGGAAAAUUUGUUGGAAUGUUUGGACUGUGGGAAAUGUUUUUCUAAUGAAGAGGAUCUAGUUAAACACCAGAAGUGUCAUGCUGGUGAUAAGCCAUAUAUGUGUUCUGAAUGUGGGGAAUGUUUCAGUCGAAAGGGAAAUCUUAUACGACAUCAGAAAAGCCACACAGGAGAGAAACCAUAUUCAUGUUCUGAAUGUGGAAGAUGUUUUGGUCGGGAAGAAACUCUUGUAAGGCAUCAGAAAAUUCAUACAGGAGAAAAUUCAUUUAUUUGUUCGGACUGUGGGAAAGGUUUCGUAAGUAACUUCCAUCUUGUUAGACAUCAGAAAUGUCACACCGGAGAAAAACCUUUUGAAUGUUACGAGUGUGGAAAACUUUUUGGACGAGAAGAAACGCUUGCCGUACAUCAGAGAAUCCACACAGGAGAAAAACCAUUUAUGUGUACGGAAUGUGAAAAAUGUUUUGUCAGUAAAUCGGAGCUCAUUAGACAUCGGACUUCUCACACAGGGGAAAAACCUUUUGAAUGUUCGGAAUGUGGGAAAUCCUUUACUCGAAAGGUUAAUCUAGUUAAACAUAAAAAGUUUCACACUGGGGAAACACCGUUUGUUUGUCCUGACUGUGGUAAAUGUUUUGUAAAUAAACCAGAUAUGGUCUCACACCAGAUCGUUCAUACUGGAGAAAAACCGUUUGAGUGUUUUGAAUGUGGGAAACGAUUCAACCAGAGAUCAAACGUCAUCGCGCAUCAGAGGGUACACACAGGCGAGAAACCAUACACGUGUUCAGAAUGUGGAAAAUGUUUUAGUCGUAGCACCACCCUCAUUAAACAUCAGAUUGUUCAUACAGAAGAUAAACCAUAUUCUUGUUCAGUAUGUAAGAAGUCUUUCCGAAGCAGCUCGUAUGUUGCUAUACAUCAGAAGAUUCACACGGAUACUGAACGAUUGCAAACAGUGAAUGUAAAAUAAAGAUUUACCGUUAUUUUUUAUUCAUUCACAGUCAAGAUAUUUCACAGUUUAAAAUAUUUUUUUUGCAUGGAAAUGUUAUGUUAUAGUUGUAUAUUUUGAUUAUGAAAUCAAUAGAGCACGUUUGUCCAGUAAUGAGAUGAUACAGAAAAUAAUAAUUUUCAGAUUUAAAGUGGUCAAAAUAAAUAAUUAAAUAAUUA
This is a messenger RNA of Bombina bombina (fire-bellied toad), 1564 nucleotides long. Its product is annotated as zinc finger protein OZF-like. Bases 51 to 1367 code for a protein of 438 amino acids. The transcript has a single exon. NCBI's taxonomy places the organism in Eukaryota, Metazoa, Chordata, Amphibia, Anura, Bombinatoridae. The record is from RefSeq and is a predicted model, not a curated record.